UGCUCAGUAAACCAAGCAAGGGCAAUUCCGUAUACAGCCGGCCCCCGCCGCGGAGGUGCCGAGUGAAGCCUGGGACUCUGCGAGUCUUGGUCCCGCCUUUGCAGCUCAGGGUGUGAGUCAGGGGGUACUGGGGCAUUGAUUCCAGGGAAGACGAGGAUCCAGGACUGUGCCGCUGUGUUGUCCACCUCUCAUUCCCCGGCACCAAGGCUCUUGAGUCCCAGGGUGAUUUUUUUCCUUGUCCCCGCCACCUCCUGGUCCCUGGCCCAACAUGAUACUGACCAAAGCCCAGUACGACGAGAUAGCCCAGUGCCUAGUGUCUGUGCCGCCCACCAGGCAGAGCCUGAGGAAGCUGAAGCAGAGGUUCCCCAGUCAAUCGCAGGCCACUCUGCUGAGCAUCUUCUCCCAGGAGUACCAGAAGCAUAUUAAAAGAACACAUGCCAAACAUCAUACUUCGGAAGCAAUUGAGAGUUAUUACCAGAGGUACCUGAAUGGGGUGGUGAAAAAUGGAGCUGCCCCAGUGCUCCUGGAGCUGGCCAAUGAGGUGGACUAUGCACCCUCAUUAAUGGCUCGGCUUAUACUAGAGAGGUUUCUGCAGGAACACGAGGAAACUCCACCCUCCAAGUCUGUUAUAAAUAGUAUGCUACGGGACCCUUCUCAGAUUCCAGAUGGAGUUCUAGCAAAUCAGGUCUAUCAGUGUGUUGUGAAUGACUGCUGUUAUGGACCACUGGUGGACUGCAUCAAGCAUGCCAUUGGUUAUGAGCACGAGGUCCUGCUGAGAGAGUUGCUUCUGGAGAAAAACCUGUCCUUCCUAGAUGAAGAUCAGCUCCGUGCAAAGGGUUAUGACAAAACGCCAGACUUUAUCUUACAAGUUCCAGUCGCUGUGGAAGGGCACAUAAUUCACUGGAUUGAAAGCAAAGCCUCAUUUGGUGAUGAAUGUAGCCACCACGCCUACCUGCAUGACCAGUUCUGGAGCUACUGGAAUAGAUUUGGGCCGGGCUUAGUCAUCUACUGGUACGGAUUUAUCCAGGAGCUGGACUGUAACCGGGAGAGGGGCAUCCUGCUCAAAGCCUGUUUCCCCACGGACAUCGUCACCUUAGGCCACAGUGUCGCUUGACCCUGGAGAUCCUGGAAGAGGAGCUGGGAGGAGAAGGUGAAACCGGAAGCAAUUUUACUUUCCUGCAGCGUCAACUCCUGGCAACAUCUGCCCUGAACUUGGGCUGAACUCUUGCUGCCUGUGGUCACACCACUACCUCUUUAGACAAACAGAUCAAGAGUUUCUGUUUUCCUUCAUCCCUGGCUGAUGUGAACAGCCAAGAACUACAGACACAACCCCCUCGCUAUCAGCACUUCUGUCCCUGUCAAACAGUUAGUUUAUAGAUAGUCAUAAUCUUUCUUUCUUCCGGAUGGUUCCUCUUUGUAGGCCGAACAAAAGAAAAAAAAAGGCGAAGGCUGAAAGGUGUGACUUGUCAAUUCCCCUCCUGUUACCGAAUCACUCUCUUAUUUUUUUCUUUUUUGAAUGUCCCUAUUCAUUCCCUCUCCCUCUCCCUUUCUCUUCGCGUGUGCACUCACAGAGAGCCAGUGUCGCAUUGCUGUCACGGAAUAAUCUAGAAAGGCUGAAGGCGCAAAGUCUGGAACUAAAGCCACCUGCAGCCUGUGCUGUGUGCAUGCUUUUGUCCAGUCUCUGUGGUUUCCUGACUUCCGUGACAUUAGGCCACGCUGCAGAAAUAUACCUGGUGAGAAUUUCCUCUUUUUAUAAUGCUUAUUUGAAUGCCAAACCUUUUACACUUAUCUCACUUAAAAGUAUUCAUCACUUUGUGCCUGGACACCACACUCACGGACGGGGGCCUGAGAGGAGAGGACUGAAACUCAUUUCCAGUGUGGAGAAGUGUUUCUCUUUAAACACGGCUGGUUUAGGGGAGGCAUGUGAGCCAGUAUUUUUAGGAGUAAAACUUUUUAAAGACCCAUUUCAUACACCACUUUGUAUAUGCAAUUUUAUACCACAUAAUUAUAUAACAUGCAAGUAAUUUAGGCAUUAGAAAUGUUCAGCUGUGAACGAACUAAGUGUACUAGAAAUCUGCCUAGAGCAAUUUUUAAUAAAGGAGAUUUUUGUAUUUGUUUGCUUUACUGUAUUUGUUUUAUGUACUAUAAACCAGAUUUCGGUCUAAAGCAAACCAUCAGUAAAUUAAUGAUAAGCCUAUCUUCUAAGGCAUUAAAAGUUGAUCUGUACCAAAAAUGUAUUUAGUAAAAUAUUUUCUCCUGUGCUGAGAAAA
This is a messenger RNA of Otolemur garnettii (small-eared galago), 2270 nucleotides long. RefSeq names its product chromosome unknown C15orf41 homolog (gene CDIN1). NCBI's taxonomy places the organism in Eukaryota, Metazoa, Chordata, Mammalia, Primates, Galagidae. The transcript has 11 exons. Bases 269 to 1114 code for a protein of 281 amino acids. Gene Ontology annotation, biological process: erythrocyte differentiation. Gene Ontology annotation, cellular component: cytoplasm; nucleus. The record is from RefSeq and is a predicted model, not a curated record.